AAUGCCGAGCAAAAGAGAAAACAAAAACACUCGAAAAUAUUAACAAUUUUUGCCAACGCGCCUGCAAUUAAAUGUUACGGUAACAAGCAAUUAACCCAACAAAAGUGAAUGCGUCUAAAACUACGAAAGCAUAACGGUGCGAAAAUGCAAUAAAGUAAUUUCGCAUUUGCCGGCGUCAACUGAACCAAUAAAAUACCGAUAUAGGCAAAGGCGAAAUACAAGCACACAACGCAGUUGUAAAACAUAGCAGGACCAGAGCACCCAAAAGACCGUGGGAGCCGCGGCCGCCACCAGAAAGAGAGAGGAAAGCCCGUAUUAGAGUCGGCGCACUCUUAACACCGUCCACAUACACACAGAUACAAAACCAAAGAGAGAGGGAGCACUGUUGGGGCUGUUGGGGACGGUCUUGGCUGCGCCGGAUGGCGACGCAUGUUUCAGAUUGCCGAGAGCCAGCAAACGCGUCGAGUGUGCUUUUUAGCGAUGUGCGGGUAAAACAAUAGAGGCGACAACAACACAUACAACACAGCAAAAAAGUAACCCAAGACAUCAUCAAGUGAGGGAGAGAGAGAGAGAGAGCGAGAGGAGGUCGUCUCAUAUCAUAUACGCUGCCACCGCCGCCGCCCACCCAACCGACCGACCGACUGACCGAAGUGUAUGCUCGUCAUUGCCGCUGCCUCUGCCUGCUGCUGCUGCCGUCGUCGACUGCGGCGACGAGAAUUCGUACGCAACAAACGAAAAUAAAACAAGCUAAGCAAAAGAGAAAGAACAAAUAACGCCCACCGUACCGCCGCCCGCCCUUCACCUCUCGCAGCGUGCUUGUUGGAAGAAGAAGAGGAAUAGCAGAGAAUUGGAGCUUUGCGCAGAAAUCGAUUUUUUUGCCCAUUUUAAGAGAUUUUUUGUGUGUUUGGGAGCCGGAGCCGGAGCCGAGCCUCUCCCUGUCCUGUCCACCCAAGGCAGCACAGCACGCGUCGCGUUGUCGGUAUUUUUUAGGACUCCCGAAAUAUACUGCAGCCAAGACCGAGCCACUCACACCAGCGCGAAACGUGUUCCACAUGCAAAUGCUGCACUGCUGCUGCAUUUCGUGAAUAAAAUAAAAACAAGAGGAGGGAGGAGUCCUUGCAAGAGUGACGACACGAUCAACAGCGCCCCACACCUUACAUUACCACUGUAAAACAACCGUUCGCCGCGUGCGUGGUCGUGUGCGUGAAGCGAAACAAACACAAAAAAAAAAAAGAGUACUUAAUCUUGUGUGAUUCUUAAACGGAAAAUAGCAACAAAAUAAACGCGAUAUCUGCAACCCGUGUGCCGUGCCGUCGUGAGUCACAAUAAUUAAGAAGCAUUUGUUGUUGCUGCUGUGAAUAGCUUUUUAGCUGCUGCCUGGCAUUGAAGAGGUGCUUGCCAGCGAGCGCGAAAGUUAACGCGAGAGAAGAGGGAGAAGAAGAUAAACAGCAGAGAAAUAAUAAUAUUAAAUAAUAAAACCAGCAGAAAAAGUGCCAGUGAAGUAUAUAACCAACAAAAGUAUAUACUAAGCCAAAAGCAAAACCAAACGAGAGAGAGAUAGAUUGUGGCAAAGGAAAAUCGGUUGUUGCGGUCACGAAAAUCAACGGAAAAUCAAUAAAAGGUCUACCCCUCCCUUCCGUCGUAGGCAGUGGAAAAACGUGCAAACAAGUUGAGCCACACAGAAAGAAAAGUAAAAAAAAAACGCUGCAAAAAUAUAUAUAUAUAAAGAGAAGCAAAAAGUAAAACUCCGCGCGCGUGUAUACGUUUGCGCGUAUGUGUGUGACCGCGUGUGAGCUUGUGUUCAUGUGUGCAUGUGCCUGUGUGUGUGCGUUAACGUCUAACUGCUAAUCGUAGUCGUCGACGCCGCGUAACGAAAAGCUUACGUAAAGCUCUAAAAAACAAAAACAAAAGUAAGCACUGCAACAGUUUUUUUGACACACAAAACAACGAAGAAAACGCAACAAAAAACAGCAACAACAAAAUAAGCAGAAAAGUGAGACAAGCUAGAAGAAGACGAAGAUAAACAACGUAAACGUAAAAGCAAAAGCAAAAGCAAAAUGACAAAAGAUAGAUUAGCAGCCCUCCAUGCCGCCCAAUCGGACGAUGAGGAGUCGGAAGAUGUGGCAGUCAAUGUGGAUGGACAUGACUCCUAUAUGGAUGAUUUCUUCUCACAAGUGGAGGAGAUACGCGGCAUGAUCGACAAGGUGCAGGACAAUGUCGAGGAGGUGAAGAAGAAGCAUUCGGCCAUACUGUCGGCCCCACAAACCGACGAGAAGACCAAACAGGAGCUCGAGGAUCUGAUGGCCGAUAUCAAGAAGAACGCGAAUCGCGUCAGAGGCAAACUCAAGGGCAUCGAACAGAAUAUCGAACAGGAGGAGCAACAGAAUAAAUCAACGGCAGAUUUGCGUAUCCGCAAAACCCAACAUUCGACGCUGUCUAGGAAAUUUGUGGAAGUCAUGACGGAAUAUAAUCGCACCCAGACCGACUAUCGGGAGCGUUGCAAGGGGAGAAUACAGCGUCAGCUGGAGAUCACCGGUCGUCCCACCAACGACGAUGAGCUGGAGAAGAUGCUGGAGGAGGGUAACUCAUCGGUGUUCACCCAGGGCAUCAUUAUGGAGACGCAGCAGGCGAAACAGACGCUGGCGGAUAUCGAGGCACGGCAUCAAGACAUCAUGAAGCUGGAGACAUCGAUCAAGGAGCUGCACGACAUGUUCAUGGAUAUGGCCAUGCUGGUGGAGUCGCAGGGCGAGAUGAUAGAUCGCAUUGAGUACCAUGUGGAGCAUGCUAUGGACUAUGUGCAGACGGCAACUCAGGAUACCAAGAAGGCGCUUAAAUACCAAAGUAAAGCGCGACGAAAGAAGAUCAUGAUACUGAUAUGCCUCACUGUAUUGGGCAUCUUAGCGGCCUCAUAUGUUAGCAGUUAUUUCAUUAUCCAAGCAAGCAAAUAGAGCGGCAUGCAAAAUCCCACAUACUAUAUCCAUGCUAUAAUCUAUAACUGUAGAAAACCAAUGCAAGAAAAAUGCUACUACUAUAAAUAUAUAUAUUUUAAUGUCAUUUGUAAUGUGAGUUAUGUGAUGAAUGAUUUAGGGAUAACACACGAAAAAAAGAGAAAUAUGUUUUCGUUUUUAAGUAGGAAAUAAAAUUCAAUGCACCAGAGAAAAAAGUAACCACACGAAAGAAAAUCAACCGAAAAAUGCACCAGAUAGAAAACAACCUCCCUAAAAAAUCAACAGAAAAAGGUUUAAAAUGGUCAAAAUGCUUGCACGUUUAUUUUUUGUUUCGCUUUCAACUUUUGCAACGAAAGAUAGAGAAUGCAACAACAAAAACCGCACCUGCAACAAACAACAAUCAGCACUUAAAAAAAUAAAACACCUAAUCGCGUUACAGUGGAAAAAAAAACAAAGAAACAAUAAAAUUAUUAAUCGUAUUAUGUCAAUCAAUCAAACUGCCAUUCAAAAUGCAAUCAAAAACAACAACAAAAAGAGAAAGCCCCUGAAAAACGCGACUCCGCUGCCCGCGAAAAGCCUUGCCGAGCCGCCGCCAGUGUUUCCACCAUCCCAGCAGCCAUCGACUACCCAGCCUCCAGUUUCCAGUCACGAGUUCUUGAUUCCAGCCUUCCAGUCGAAACAAACAACAACAAAAAUAACAAACAGCUGCAUUGCUUCAUUCCCUAGAGUUGAG
Drosophila obscura is the source of this 3681-nucleotide messenger RNA. It is a transcript of the gene Syx1A, whose product is annotated as syntaxin-1A. Gene Ontology annotation, molecular function: SNARE binding; SNAP receptor activity. NCBI's taxonomy places the organism in Eukaryota, Metazoa, Arthropoda, Insecta, Diptera, Drosophilidae. The coding region runs from base 2058 to 2948 and encodes 296 amino acids. Gene Ontology annotation, cellular component: plasma membrane; endomembrane system; presynaptic active zone membrane. The transcript has 2 exons. The record is from RefSeq and is a predicted model, not a curated record. Gene Ontology annotation, biological process: synaptic vesicle fusion to presynaptic active zone membrane; exocytosis; intracellular protein transport.